Messenger RNA from Chenopodium quinoa (quinoa), 996 nucleotides. RefSeq lists its product as uncharacterized. Bases 57 to 506 code for a protein of 149 amino acids. The transcript has 5 exons. The record is from RefSeq and is a predicted model, not a curated record. Lineage: Eukaryota; Viridiplantae; Streptophyta; Magnoliopsida; Caryophyllales; Amaranthaceae.
GUACACUUUUCUCACCCUUUGCCACUGUAUAGAUACUAUAAGAUCCAAGUAUUCUUAUGCAAAUUUCCACAGGUUUUUCACUACAAUCAAGCAUGUCCACAACAAUUGAUCCAACCCCCACUAGUGAAAAAGCUAAUGCUUUAAAAGCUUGGGCCCAUGCGCAUCCAGACAUUAUUGCUGAUUACAUGGCAAGGCAACUCGAAUUCAUGACUGUUGGUGUUGAAUCGAUCCCAACCACACUUGAUCAAAUCAUUGGCAAAAAUGUUGACAACACUGUCCAAGAAGAAACAUACACACUUGCAAUCACAAUUCCAGAUGCACAGCUAACCAAUAUUAUUGCUUACAUCGGGUGCGAUAACUGUGGACGGUGUUGUGAUGUUGCUGCAAAUGUGUCAUUCUUCUGCCCUCAUUGCCCUGAAAAAAAUGCAGCUCCACCGAAAGGAUCAACUUUACCUUUGAUGCUGCAUAUGACACCGGAACUUUCUGCCUUACUGCCUUUGGUCUAGUAUGUGAACAAAUAUUCAAUCUAACAACGGCUAAAAUUUUUGAAAGAAAGAUUAAGGAUGACUAGACCGAUUUUGAUCAAGUUGCUGAAUCUCUACAAUCCACACCAAUGCAUGUCAUAAUCCACCCAGCUCAGGCACUGAACAGGGCAGGGGUGCUGCGAUGGGUUGUCCAAUCAGUUACUUGCCCUUGAAAAUCUGCUAUCCCAAUCUACAGCUUCCAAUCAGAACACAUCAUCCGCGAUAACUCCAGCUUAUCAUUUUGGAUGUGUUCUUAUUUGAGGCAUUCUUGAUUGCCCUUAACCAUAUUUACUACUCAAGCAAUUUGCCAAGCAUUGUCUCUUUAGCUUUGAACUUAUAUCUUCUUUUGAUGUUGUUGGUCAUAUAGAACAGCUUGAAUUUGUUUACAGUUAGGCCUACAAACAAUGCCUCUUUUGUUUGCUUACUCCAUUGCAUGGAUUCGGAAAUUACAUGUAUUUAAAACCUGAUGACU